GAGCUCGCCUCCGGACUCCAACUCCCAGCCUGCACCGCUUCAGACGGGCUUCCGGGGUGUGGGAGGGCCUGGGAGCCUGCGCGCCCCAGCUUCUUCCGACUUCUUCAGCUGCAGGGCGGGUGGUUGUCUUGGUGACCGCUCCCUAACGGUCUGGGGACCCCGAGGUACUUGUUGAGGGUUUUGCAACCUGAGCUGCUGCUGACUGAAGACGCCUUCGGUUGCUCCAAGUGUCCGAGAAGAUUGACCCAGAAUAAUAAAAAUGUCUCGAAAAAUUCCCAAGGACUCAAAAAAAGUAAACAUCUCUAGUUCUCUGGAAUCUGAAGAUAUUAGUUUGGAAACAACCAUUCAUACAGAUGAUGUUUCCUCCUCAGAAGAGCGAGAGGGUAAAGUCAAAAUUACCAGGCAGUUAAUUGAAAGAAAAGAAAUACUUCAUAAUAUUCAGUUACUGAAAAUUGAGCUAUCCCAAAAAAAUAUGAUAAUCGACAAUUUGAAAAUGGAUUAUCUUACAAAGAUUGAAGAGCUGGAAGAAAAACUUAAUGAUGCCCUUCACCAGAAGCAGCUGCUAACUUUGAGAUUAGACAAUCAGUUGACUAUUCAACAGAAAGAUGCCAAGAAAUAUCAAGAACUAAUGAAACAAGAAAUGGAAACCAUUUUAUUGAGACAGAAACAACUGGAAGAGACAAAUCAGCAGCUAAGAGAGAAAGCUGGAGACGUCCGUCGUAACCUUCGAGACUUGGAGCUGACAGAAGAGCAGUAUGUGAAGCUAAAGUCCUUCUCUGAAGACCAGCUUUCUAUCCCUGAAUACGUAUCUAUCCGGCUCUAUGAGCUAGUAAAUCCAUUAAGAAAGGAAAUCUACGAACUACAAGUGAAAAGGGAUGAACUCUGUGAAGAACUAAGCACAAACAGAGGCCAGCUGAGGCAGCUGACAGAGACAUAUGAGCAAGAUCGAAAAAACAGCUCUGAACUUCAAAUCCGAUGUCAGCGUUUGGCCUUGGAAUUGGCAGACACCAAGCAGUUGAUUCAGCAAGGCGAUUACCGUCAAGAGAACUACGACAAAGUCAAGAGUGAGCGUGACACUCUUGAACAGGAAGUGUUCGAGGUUAGAAGAAAACAUGAAAUCCUUGAAGCUUCUCACAUAGCUCAGGCUAAAGAAAGAAGUGAAUUAUCAAAAGAGGUAGCCACCUUGCAGCAGACAGUCACCCUCCUGCAGAAGGAUAAAGAGUACCUCAAUCGCCAAAACAUGGAGCUAAGUGUCCGCUGUGCCCACGAAGAGGAUCGCCUGGAGAGGCUGCAGGUGCAACUGGAGGAGACCAAAAAGGCUAGAGAAGAGAUGUAUGAGAAAUACGUGUCAUCCAGAGACCAUUAUAAAACAGAAUAUGAAAAUAAACUACAUGAUGAACUGGAACAAAUCAGAUUGAAAACUAAUCUGGAAAUUGAUCAGCUUCGAAGUGCCUCUAGGGAAAUGUAUGAACGAGAAAACAGGAAUCUCCGAGAAGCCAGGGAUAAUGCUCUCGCUGAAAAGAGCCGAGCAGUGGCAGCUGAAAAGGGUGCUCUAGAAAAGCAUGAGCAGCUCCUUGACAGGUACAGGGAGCUCCAGCUGAGUACAGAAAGCAAAGUGUCUGAAUUUCUGCAUCAGAGUAAGCUGAAGUCCUUUGAAAGUGAACGUGUUCAACUCCUGCAAGAGGAAACUGCAAGAAAUCUCGCACAGUGCCAGUUGGAGUGUGAAAAGUAUCAGAAGAAAUUGGAGGUUUUAACUAAGGAAUUUUAUAGUCUCCAAACUUCUUCUGAAAAACGCAUUACUGAACUCGAAGCACAGAACUCCGAGCAUCAGGCAAGGUUAGACAUUUACGAGAAAUUGGAAAAAGAACUUGACGAAAUAAUAAUGCAAACAGCAGAAAUUGAAAAUGAAGAUGAGGCUGAAAGGAUUCUUUAUUCCUAUGGCUAUGGUGCUAAUGUUCCCACAACAGCUAAAAGACGACUAAAGCAAAGCGUCCACUUGGCAAGAAGAGUUCUUCAGUUAGAAAAACAAAACUCAUUAAUUUUAAAAGAUCUGGAACGUCAGAAGGAACAAGUAAGGCAGCUUUCCCAAGAGCUUGACAGAGCCAAUUCACUGUUAAACCAGACUCAGCAACCCUACAGAUACCUCAUAGAGUCUGUGCGGCAAAGGGAUUCCAAGAUUGAUUCACUGAUGAAGUGUACAGCUCAGCUUGAGAAAGACAUCAGCAAUAUAAAUAAGGAAAAGUCAGCCCUGCUGCAGACGAAGAACCAAAUGGCCUUGGAUUUGGAGCAGCUUCUAAAUCACCGUGAGGAGUUUGCAGCCAUGAAACAGAUUAUCAUUAAUAUGUGUAGCAAACAUCCUGAGAACAACCUACUCCUCUCUAGAAUGGAGUCAAAAGGGGUGACAGAAAAUCAAGCAUCAAAGAUUUUGAACAUGCCAAGAGAACAUGAAGACAAUAUAUUUAUACCCAAGCCAACACUGUUUACUAAAAAGGAUGCACAGGAAUGGUCCAAGAAUCAAAAAAUGAAGGCGUAGUGUUUGGUGCUGGAGAAAGCCAGAGUCUAAACCUAAGCCACCAAGCCCCUCCCUUCACAUGGCACUCCCAGCUAGCCCCCCCACAAGGCACCCUCAGCCAGGGUCGCUGUUCUGUGUUGGAAUGGGUCUUGUGUCAUCUGUACUCCAGAAGUGCUACCUCUGUUGGGGGAGAAAACGUUCAUUUCAAUCAUGUACUUGACAUUUUCAAAUAUAAUUAACUUAAUGUGUAUUCUAACUAAUGUUAAAUUAACAAGUUUCAGUAUAAUCAGCAUAUAAAGUACAAAUGUCAUAUGCUUUAUAUUUUGGUUUUAUGUAUUUUGUUAUAAAAUAAAAUAUCUUCUAUCCUCUGA
Mesocricetus auratus (golden hamster) is the source of this 2883-nucleotide messenger RNA. RefSeq names its product progesterone immunomodulatory binding factor 1 (gene Pibf1). NCBI's taxonomy places the organism in Eukaryota, Metazoa, Chordata, Mammalia, Rodentia, Cricetidae. The record is from RefSeq and is a predicted model, not a curated record. Gene Ontology annotation, biological process: cilium assembly. The coding region runs from base 260 to 2533 and encodes 757 amino acids. Gene Ontology annotation, cellular component: centriolar satellite. The transcript is spliced from 18 exons.